Molecule: messenger RNA, 856 nt
Organism: Drosophila subobscura
Lineage: Eukaryota; Metazoa; Arthropoda; Insecta; Diptera; Drosophilidae
Exons: 3
Coding region: 79-834 (251 amino acids)
Source: RefSeq, a predicted model, not a curated record
UCACAUCGGAGAGUAAAGAUUCGAGCGAAUACUUGAACAAAUCUGAUAAAAAUCUGUUGGUUUUUGGAAUUUUGUAGAAUGAGUUCGGCGAACAAAAACGCUGUGGAUAUUCCACAGAAGCGGGACAACGAGAAGGUAGAAGAUGAAGUGCCCCCGUGCAAGAAGGUCAAGCUUGAUAAUGAUGUGCAGACAGCUGUUCCCCAGUCUCCAACCGAGAAGACUCCAAUUGAUAUGCAGAGCGAUAAUUUCGAAGACAAGGCUGACAAGAAAACACAGGCGGACACAAAGCUAGAGGAUACUCCAAAGCAGAGUGGAGCUCACCCUAAAGACAGUUUGCUCCCGAAAAUGUGGCCCCAGCAGAACAAGGGAGAGGCAGAGGGAGAUGGAGGCCAGGGCAAGACAGGAACGCUUCAGCUCUUGGCGACACAACCACCAGAGGGUAUCAAACAUACCUUUUCCUUUGAGGCGAUGAAGCAUUCUCUAGUAGAGUCCCGUGUCCUGCACGCCACGUCGAAGGAAGAGGAGUCGACCAAGUGCUGCCGGUUCCACAGAGCCAAACCAGAGGCAGGAAAAGUUACCCAGAGCGCCAAUGCUCGCAUUGCUCGCAGAGAGCGCCAGAACGAAGCGAACAAGAAGGCCGCCUACGAGAACAUUCUGGCCUUCAUGUCCGAGAAGAAAGUCAUCUCCACUCUGAUGAAACCGCAUCACAACCCCAAGAUACGGCUAACCGAUGUACGCAUGGGGAUUUCGAGCAAGGCCAAACACCUUCAAUUCAAGAAUAUGACAUUUGUUUUCGAGGACGGGGGCGAAGAGGAUAUUUCCCACCUCUUCUAAGUUCAUAAGUACUUGUCCGUCU